This is a messenger RNA of Adineta ricciae, 414 nucleotides long. Lineage: Eukaryota; Metazoa; Rotifera; Eurotatoria; Adinetida; Adinetidae. The record is from the annotation of a GenBank genome assembly.
AUGUUACCAUUUAAACAAGCUUAUGCAAAUCAUAAGUUUCAUGUUAUUGUGGAUAAUGUUCGUACUCACAGUGCUAAACACUAUUCGGUUGAAGAUUUUGGAAUGAAACCUGGUACGCGUUGUNUGGAUGAAAUUCCAAAUAUUGAUGAAGAUCGUCAAGCAUAUCCAAUAAUCGGCUGGGAUAUUCAACCGGGCGAUGUCGUGGCAUUUCAUAUGCUAACUUUGCAUGGUGCUCGUGGAACGAUCGGGAAUGAAAAUCGACGUCGUGUUUUUUCUGUUCGUUUUCUAGGCGACGAUGUUACUCAUGCGCCUAGAACAUGGGUAACAUCACCGGAUUUUUCAGAUAUUAAAGAUGAGAUACCUGCUGGUGGUCCGAUGGAUCAUCCACGUUUUCCGAUCAUUUGGAAAACUUAA